Molecule: messenger RNA, 2709 nt
Organism: Musca vetustissima
Lineage: Eukaryota; Metazoa; Arthropoda; Insecta; Diptera; Muscidae
Gene: hig
Product: locomotion-related protein Hikaru genki
Exons: 9
Coding region: 1-2709 (902 amino acids)
Source: RefSeq, a predicted model, not a curated record
AUGCUCCUGUUACAACUUCCACAUUAUUUGCAAAGGAUGCCGCACAAACCAAGUUUGUUAUUUUUGUUGUUGUUGACCAUUUCCAUGACAUUUCUGGACAAAACAUCUGCAAAUCUUGAAACAGAGUCGCCACAGACUACUACCCCUGAACCGGAUGCAUCGCCUGGUUGCAAGGCACCAGAUAUACGUUUCACUGUCAUAAAGCCGGAAACAACGACUCACCCACCAUAUGCCAAGUUCGAAACAACUCCUUCAUAUACGGUCGAUGAAUUCACAACAUCUGAUGUAGAGUUUGUCGAAAGGAUUAAUAUUGACCUGACAGGACGUCAUAACGGCAAUCAAAUGGGAGGCAUUGUGAAUCCCUAUCAGGUCAAUAUGAAUGAUCACAAUACAGCUGGAAAUUUCCAUGCCAGUGAUAUGGCGGCGGCUGACGAGGAUGCGGGUGAAGAUGAAGACUCCGAUGGAUCGACUCCGAAUCCCCUACAAAACCGCAAGAAUAAUGCCAAAAAACGACGCACCGGCCAGGGUCGACGUAGACGUAUUGAGAACGAAAAUGGCCAAACUCGAGGUCGCGGUAGCCGAUAUAAGCGUCAUUUGGUAGAUUACGCGCUCAACAGUGUUCUAAAUGUCGAUAAACCCACUGGAAAUAUAUCGAAUGUCACAACGGAUGUGUACUACAUACGUUUUGAAAACAAAACAAAGAACCAUGGCUUGAACGGAGAACUCAAGUACAAAAUAUAUAGAUUGAAGACAAAAAGCCGAAAUUACACACACCACGAACCAAAAAACGAUAUCGGAUCCCACCAUCGACAUCGCGGGGAUGUUCAGAACGUAAGCAAUAAUGUCGUUUCGAUGGAUGACGACGUCAAUAGUGGACCCGCAAAGCAGCACUUGCUGGUCGAUUAUAAGUUAAAUGGAGAACCCGCACCACCAUUGGAACAGACUAAAGAGGUCGAUACAUUUGCCCAAACGCACUCGAAUGAGAGUGGAAAUAGCGCUUUGCAACGUGUGAAGCGCAAAUCAGGCAAAACAACCGGCGCUCUUAGUCGUCCCAAGGGUGGUGGCGAUUCCAGUUCGAAAACGACAAGCCGCAAGGACAAAGGCAUUUUUGAUGAAGAUGGAGGAUAUUCACCCGUUCAUCCGGACGAAGGCGAUUCCGACGAAGAAGAUGAAGAGGAGGAAGAGAUCGAUAUACAACAGCAAUUUACCGAAGUAUCGGAAAUACGUUUCCCUGGAGAAAUCGGACCACUCGGUGAUAGGCGUUUGUGCAAAAUCCGGUGUGUUAAGGGGAAAUGGGUGGGUCCAUUGUGCGCCACCAAUGAGGAGGACGAACACGGAAAUGUGAAAUUUCAGCCGUUGUAUAAGUCAUGUCACGUCCAAAGAAUUCCACCCUACUUGUUGUUGAGUUACCGCAACAUCUCUGUGACCCCCAUCUACCGUUCUCGUCGUAAUCGAACGUCUAAAUCGAAUUUUAUUUCCAAUACCCAAAUUAAUGUCGGCUGGGACCUGCCGCAUGGCCAUUCCCUGCAAGCACGUUGCAAAGACUUAGGUAUGUACAAGCUGCUGGGCGAAUCGAGGGUGCUAUGUUCGAAUGGCUUGUGGGCUCCGCGUAUGCCGUCGUGUGUACCCACAACCCUAUUGACUAACUUUUCGGACGACAGUGCUCCGUCCAUUAAGUACAAGAUCUUAAACGGAUCGGGAUCUUUUGAACCGUCUGGAGUUUUGGCAGUGUUGCCACAUAGCACUAUUUUGUUGGACUGCAUGUAUCCGAGAGUGCGCGGUAUACCCGAAUGGACAUGGACUAGUUGGUAUAUGAAAUAUUCCACCGGUUGGACCCAUGAGGAUAAAAAUCUACGGUAUCGGCUAAGCAUUAAAGACAUCGAAAGCAGGGACUCUGGGACAUUUACUUGCACGUCGCCCAGAGGCCUCACGAACAGUAUUAGCAUCGCUGUAGCACAAUCCACUUGCCCGCAGCUUCCAGAACCGGCGCCACCGCUCACCUUACGCUUAGAAGGCAACAAGCUAGGCCAGAGGGCUAUGUACCGCUGCCCGCCUGGCUUUAGAGUGGAUGGCAUUGUAAAUGCAACUUGUUUAGCUUCCGGCAAUUGGUCAUCGCCGCCACCAACAUGUCAAGCUGUACAAUGUCCACGUUUGAUUUUAGAUGACCCACACCUAAGUUUGGUUGAGUUGAAUACAUCUGCAUGGGGGCGGGCGGUGUUCAAAUGCCAGUGGGGUUUCAAAUUGACCGGUCCACCGGGUUUGGAAUGUGAUCCGUCGGGCGUGUGGAGUGGCGCAGUACCCAGAUGUAAAGCCAUACAGUGCCCUACACCUGUGGCUCCACUAAAUGGACGCAUCGGGGGUACGAAUAUGAAUCAACGGCGACUCACCGUUGGAGCGUUAAUAACUUUCAGUUGCAAUGAAGGCCACACCCUGGUCGGAGAGCCGAGCAUUAUUUGCACAGAGAGUGGUCUGUGGUCGCAUCCACCGCCCUUUUGUAAAUCAGGUUGCCCAUACCCCGGAGAUCCUCCUAAUGGCUUCUUGGCACCACUGAAAUUUAAUUACGAAUCCGGCGACUAUAUAAGCGUUCAAUGUCGACCGGGUUAUGUUCAAUAUAGCGAGAUUGGUGGUCCACCCGAACGUCCUAAAUGUCUGCCCAACGGCAAUUGGUCAACUCCUGUGCCAAAAUGUCGUAGUUACGAAGAUGUGUAG